AUGGCAUAUGACUAUAUUGGGAUCAAGGCAGAGAGUAUGCCUUUGAGUAUCCAGAGCAGUGAUAUAUGCUUGAAAAACUAUAAAGAGGCUUCUACAUUCCGCAUCAAUCCAUCUCAACUCAUCCACUCCAUCACCUUCUCAUCUCACACAACACCUUCAACAACAACUACCACACUCAGCAACAUGCAGUUCAAGCUCCUUCCUCUCCUCGCCCUCGCCGGCCUUACCACCGCCACUGGCUCUUGGCUCGGCAUGGAAAACCUCCCUGAUGGUCCCUACAAGGGUGUCAACCACGACGAUGGCUCUACCACCGUCACCAACCUGAAGACUGGCGAGUCCUUCGAGUUCGGACUCAGCAACGAGUCCGCUGCCAACGAAAAGCGAACUGUCGCUAUUGAGAAGCGCGAAACCUCAUGCUGGGGCUACGAGCUCGACCACGGUGGUGUGGACUCCGCUGUCGUGCAACUCAAGAACUGGGCUGGUUCGGGCCAAGACUUGGUUUCCCGCGAGAAGCCCACCUACUUCGGCUACAACGCCCGAGGCGUUUACGUCUACUACUGCAUCAACGCUCCCUGGAGUGGAGGCAACAUCGAUGUCAAUGAUAUCAACUAUGCUCUUGAGCAGAUGGACGGACAGUGCAAGCGAUAUGAGGCUGGUUUCUACCGAUGGGACGGCUCGGCUGAGCUUGUUGGCAAGGUCCGUUCUGGUACAGCUGUCUGCCUGGGUUAA
Molecule: messenger RNA, 729 nt
Organism: Fusarium sp. VM40
Lineage: Eukaryota; Fungi; Ascomycota; Sordariomycetes; Hypocreales; Nectriaceae
Source: the annotation of a GenBank genome assembly